AAGGAAGAAAACAAGCAUGGAAAAGUUAGCAAAAGCUCCACCAUGGUGACGAACGAGAGACACAUGCCACAACAUCAAGUGUUUAUCAAUUUCUGGGGGGAAGAGGUCCGUUUCAGCUUCAUCAGCCAUCUGGUUUCCGCCUUUUCAAGGGAAGGAGUCAACGUUUUCAUAGAGACAAAUGAGAAGAGAGGUGAGGAUGAUCUUGAAAAAACUUUCCAGAGUAUAGAGGAUUCGAAAAUUGCGCUAGUUGUGUUCUCGAGCAAGUACACAGAAUCAAGAUGGUGCUUAAAUCAGCUGGUCAAGAUCAAAGAACGCAUGGACGAACGCAAACUCUUAAUCAUUCCAAUAUUCUACAAGGUGGAGCCAUCACAGGUGAAAGAACUGGAGGGAGAUUUUGGUCUUAAGCUUUGGAAUUUAUGGAGGAUUCAUCGAGACCACCGUAUCAUAAAGUGGAAGGACGCUUUGGAGUCUGUUGCAGCCACGACGGAUUUCUGUUUGAAGGAGCAUAGUUCUUCAGAGUGCGAGUUCAUCACUCUGAUCGUUGAGAAGGUCCUGAGCAGUAUUUCAUCGCUGGAAGGAGAAAAUCCAUUUUUCAUAUCUACUUCAGGGAGACGAAAAACUACUAGAUUGUCCCCUAAAAAAGGAGAAAAACACGAAAGUUUUCUUAAGAAAAAUCCCCUCUUUGGCCAUGAGCGACGGAUGAAGCAACUGGAGCAGAAAUUAGAAUUUGAUUGCAACGAAACUCGAAUUAUUGGAGUUGUUGGAAUGGCUUGCAUUGGUAAAACCACUCUCGCAAUGAUGUUGCACGAAAAGUGGAACUGCAAGUUUGUACGUUGCGUGCCUCUUUUGGAUAUCCGUAAGAUGUCGGAGGACUACAGGCCAGCAUGGUUGCGAAAGACACUUCUUGAAGUGCUACUUGGGGGUAAGUUUCCAGUCAUAAAUGACAAGACGACACAUGAAUCCUUGAAGGAUAAACUGCUUAAAACUAAGGUUUUUGUUGUUCUGGAUGAUGUGAGUAACAAGAAGCAGUUAAAGUUUCUCCUCGGUGACCUUAAUUGGAUCAAGAAGGGAAGUAAAGUUGUUAUUACAUCACGUGAUAAGUCACUGAUCGAAGAAUUCGUUCAUGAUACUUAUGUGGUACCUCCACUGAACUAUGGAGAGGCCUUACAGCUCUUUAGCUAUCAUGCCUUUGGUGAUCAUGUUGUUCAUCCCUCUGUAACUUCCACGAAGCUGUGCAGAGAGUUUUUGGAUUGCGCUGGAGGCAAUCCACUAAUUAUCAAGUUACUAGGUAAGAAACUUCAUGGGAGAGAUGAGGCUCAAUUGGAAAUCAGACAAGGAGAUCUGACACACCUCGGCAGGGUGAUUCUAGAUAUCUUUAGAUCUAGUUGUGAUGAACUGAGUGCGAAACAGAAAGAUGUAUUUCUCGACAUAGCGUGUUUUUUCAGAUCAGAGAAUGAUUAUUUUGUUAGGAGUCUAAUGGAUUCCGGAGACCAUAACGCUACUGAUACUGAGAGUGAAGUAAGAGAUCUCACCCAUAAAUGCAUGAUUGCUAUUUCCGGCUGCCGAGUGGAGAUGCAUGAUCUCCUGUAUAUGCUCGGCAAGAUAUUUAGCUCACAAGCAUUGGUUGAGGAAAAUGGAGGGAAAAGUAGACUGUGGUAUACUCGGGAAAUUAUUGAUGCACUGACCAACCAAAAGGAUACAAAGAACAUGAGAGGUAUUUUCCUAGACAUGGCUGAGGUAACAGAGCGAAUGGUUUUACCCAGGCUAACCUUCAUCCAUAUGAUCAAUCUUCGAUAUCUCAAAAUAUAUGAUUCUUGUUGUCCUUGGUCAUGUAAAGCUCUCUGCAAAUUAUAUUUUCCUGAUGGGGUCAUGUUCCCUUUGGACAAGGUUCGGUAUCUCCAUUGGAAGAACUUUCCAUUGGAGGAACUUCCAUCAGAUUUCAGACCGGAGAAUCUUGUUGACCUAAGGUUGCCAUACAGCUUGGUUGAACGUGUUUGGCAAGGUGUUAAGGAUACACCACAGUUGAAGUGGGUAGAUCUAAGCCACUCGAGUAAGUUGCUUAACUUGUCCGGAUUGGAGAAGGCUGAAAGUCUUCAGAGAUUAAAUCUGGAAGGGUGCACGAAUUUAGAUGAAUUGCCAGGGGAGAUGCAAAAUAUGAAGUCUCUUGUUUACCUUAACCUGAGAGGAUGCAUACGUCUUUCGUCUCUUCCAAAGAUGAAUUUAAUCUCUUUGAAAACUCUCAUCCUCAGCAGUUGUUCUAACCUUAGGGAAUUUCAGGUCAUUUCCAAAAGUCUAGAAGUUCUACAUUUAGAUGGCACUUCCAUCAGGGGGCUUCCUCCGUCUAUCGAGAAUCUCCAAAGGCUAGUCGUAUUCAAUUUGAAAAACUGCAAAAUGUUGGAGUCUCUUCCCAACUGUCUAGGCCAGCUCAAAGUUCUUGAAGAGCUGAUACUCUCUGGUUGUUCAAGGCUCAAGAAUUUUCCAGAUAUCAGACAAAGCAUGAAGCAUGUCCAGAUAUUACUUUUUGAUGGGACAGGAGCAACAGAGAUGCCAAAGAUAUCAUGCUUCACUGGAUCGAAUGACCAAGAUUCUGUAGAUAUGGUGUUACAACUUUCUGGCUCAUACCUUAGUGAGUGGCCACGUGGUUUGGAUGGAGUAUCCUCACUACGACGUCUAUGUUUGAGUGGAAAUGAUUUCGCCAGUCUGCAAAAUGACAUUGGGCAACUUUACAAUCUGAUAUGGCUUGACGUGAAGCAAUGCAAGAAGCUUAGAUCUAUUCCGAUGCUUCCACCAAGACUUCAGUACUUUGAUGCUCAUGGCUGUGAUUCACUGGAAAAAGUUGCAAGUCCUCUUGCCGUUCUUCUGCUGACAGAGCAGGUCCAUGCCAUGUUCAAUUUUUCCAACUGUAAUAAGCUGGAUCAAGACGCACAGGAUAGUAUCAUUUCCUAUACUCGGCAGAGAAGCCAGUUGAUGCUAGGUGCACUAAGUCGAUACAAUGGGGGUAUUACUUUGGAACCUUUGGUUGGAACUUGCUUUCCUGGAUGGGAAGUACCGGAGUGGUUCAGUCACCGAGGCUCUGGAUCAGUGUUACAGCCAAAGCUGUCUCCACACUGGUGUGACAACAGGUUCACUGGGAUAGCUCUAUGUGCUGUUAUCUUAUUUUCUGGCUACCAUGAGCAGAGGAAUCGUCUCUUGGUGAAUUGUGAUUUUGAGUUCGAGAACGAGGACGGGUCUAGUAUCCAUUUUAGUUGCACUGUUGGAGGUUGGAACGAACUUAGUAACACACCACAGGAAAUGGAGUUGUCUCAUGUCUUUAUUGGCUAUACUAGUAGGUUGGAUAUUAGCAAACAAGGCGGGUAUGAUGAAGAGAGAUGUUUUUGUAGUAAAAGCUCCCUAGAGUUUCAAGUGACAGAUGGUACAGAAAAAGUAGUAGGUUGUGCGGUGCUUCAGUGUGGCUUUAGUUUGGUAUAUGCAACUGAUGACAGGGAGAAUAUAUACGGGGAUGCAAAGACUGUGGUGGUUCCAAAGAGGGUUAAGAAUGUUCCGGGUGAAGAAAUGUCUUAUGGAAAUUCCCGAAGGGAUGAUGAUUUCCAGUAUCAGUCUUAUUCUGGUCCAACUCUGCGAAGGGAUGAAAAUUUUCUUAGUGAAAGAAAAUCUGAUGCUACCCAAAAUUUACGGAAGAGCUUUGGAAACAGAAGAUUCGACCUCUAUAAAAACCCAGGAGGAGAAGUUACUAUAAGCUCUCAUCAUUACAACACACCUACAGAAAAUGUAGAAAAGUCUUCUUUAGUUGGAGUUGAACUACGCCUCAAGCAGCUAGAAAAGGUGCUCUAUUCAACGCCCGGGAAAACUCGCAUUGUUGGAGUCAUUGGGAUGCCAGGAAUUGGGAAAACAACUCUUGCAAAACUUUUGUUUGAAAAGCGUGGUUGUAAGUUUCCACGUAACUUCUUUUUAACAGUCUCCAAGGACUACAUCUCGGAGGAGCUGAAGAGAACAUAUCUGGAAGAGUUACUCAAACACAGUCAAAACAUAAGUGAAGAGACAACAAAUGAAUCCGUGAAGGAUAAACUGCUCCAGACUAAAGUGUUUGUUGUCCUCAACAACGUGAGUGACAAGAAGCAGUUAGAGUUUCUCCUUGGAAACCUCAACUGGAUUAAUAAAGGAAGCAAGAUCGUUGUUACAGCAUCUGACAAGUCAUUGGUAGAGGGAUUGGCUCAUGAAACUUAUGUGGUUCCGCAUUUGAACAACAGAGAGGCCUUUAAAGUUUUUAGUUAUCAUGCCUUUGAUGGUAAAAUCUGUAUUCCGACGGAGACCUUCCUGUCAUUGUCCAUAUUGUUUGUGGAUAAUGUUGGAGGCAACCCACUAGCUCUCAAGUUACUAGGCAGUGAACUCUGUGGGAAAGACGAAGCCUACUGGAAACAUAAACUGCAAACAGUGAUACAAAAUUCAAAUACGAAUAUCCAAGAUGUCUGGAGAUUAUAUACUGAUCAACUUACUGAGCGGCAUAAAGGCGUGCUUCUCGACAUAGCAUGUUUUUUCAGAUCAGAGGAUGAGUAUUUUAUUAAGAGUCUACUGGAUUCAGGAGAUCCUGACUCUACGGAUGUGAGCGAAGUAAGAGAUCUUGCUGAGAAAUUCUUGAUUACAAUCUGUGACGGCCGAGUUGAGAUGAAUGAUCGACACUACACGUUCUGCAAGGACCUUGGUUCUCGUGGGGGACUCAGGUUGUGGAAGUACAGUGAUAUACUUGACGAGCUGAGAAAAAUGAAACAACUGGAGGCUAAUAAUGAUGUGAGAGGAAUUUUUUUUGACAUGUCUGAGGUAAUUAAAAGCAUUGCCUUGGAGCGAACGACCUUCAUCCAUAUGCACAAUCUACGGUACCUUAAAAUAUACGAAUCAUGUUGUCCUCGGAAAGGUAGAUCUGACUGCAAAUUACAAUUUCCUGAUGGGGUUGAUUUCCCCUUGGAAGAGGUCAGAUAUUUUCACUGGCUGAAAUAUCCAUUGGAGGAACUUCCACCAGACUUCAGACCAGAGAAUCUUGUUGACCUAAGGCUGCCUUACAGCAAGGUUAAGCGUCUUUGGAAAGGCGUUAAGGAUAUACCAAGGUUGAAGUGGGUAGAUCUAAGCCACUCGAGUAAGUUGCUUAACUUGUCAGGAUUGGCAAAGGCCGGAAGUCUUCAGAGAUUAAAUAUGGAAGGCUGCACGAAUUUGGAUGAGUUGCCAGGGGAGAUGCAAAAUAUGAAGUCUCUCGUUUACCUGAAUAUGAGAGGAUGCAUACGUCUUAGGUCUCUUCCAAAGAUGAAUUUGACCUCCUUAAAAACACUCAUCCUCAGUGAUUGCUCAAACCUCAAGGAAUUUCAGGUCAUUUCCAACAGUCUAGAAGUUCUACAUUUAGAUGGCACUGCCAUCAAGGGACUUCCUCUAGCCAUCCAGAAACUUGAAAGACUUGUCGUAUUAAAUUUGAAAAACUGCAAAUUGCUGGAGUGUCUUCCCAAUUGUCUCGGCGAGUUGAAAGAUCUUGAAGAGAUAAUACUCUCUGGUUGUUCAAGGCUUAAGAAUCUUCCAGAUGUCAGGCAGAGCAUGAAACAUGUUCAGAUUUUACUUUUUGAUGGGGCUGGAGUAGAUGAGAUGCCAAACGUAUCAUGCUUCAUUGGAUCCGAAGGAAAAGCUUCCGUAGAUAUGUCUUUCCAAAAUUUUGGAUCAUACGGCAAUCCUAGCGAGUGGCCACGCCGUGUUAACAGAGUAUCCUCACUUCGACGUCUAUGUUUAAGUGGAAACGACUUUGUCAGCCUGCAAAAUGACAUCGGGCAACUCUACAAUCUGAUAUGGCUUGACGUGAAGCAAUGUAAGAAGCUUAGAUCUGUUCCCAUGCUACCACCCAGACUUCAAUAUUUUGAUGCUCAUGGCUGUGAUUCACUGGAAAGAGUUGCAAAUCCUCUUGCCCUUCAAGUAGUGACGGAGCAGAUCCAUGCCACCUACAAUUUUUCUAACUGCAACAAGCUGGAUCAAGACGCAACGGAUGCUAUCAUAUCUUACACUCGGUGGAAAAGUCAGUUGAUACUAGAUGCACGAAGUCGAUACAAUGGGGGCUUUGCUUUGCAAGCUUUGAUUGGAACUUGCUUUCCUGGAUGGGAAGUACCAACAUGGUUCACUUACCGAGCGACUGGAUCCUUGUUAGAACCAAAGCUGCCUCCACACUGGUUUGACAGCAGGUUUACUGGAAUAGCUCUAUGCGCUGUGAUUCUUUUUCCAGCCUACCAAAACCAGCGGAACAAUCUCUUUGUAAAAUGUAAUUGUGAGGUCAAGAAUGAAGAUGGAUCUCGUAGCCUCUUUAGUUGCCCUGUUGGAGGGUGGAGCGUACCUGGUGAGAAAAUUGAAUCGUCUCAUGUCUUUAUUGGUUAUACCAGUAAGUUGGAUAUCAAAAAACUUCGCGAAGACAAUGAGGAAGGAUGUGUUCAUACUGAGGCUUCAUUUGAGUUUCAAGUGACAGAUGGUACAAAAGAUUUAAAAGUUUGCAAGGUACUGAAGUGUGGCUUUAGUUUGGUAUAUGAAUCUGAUGAUUUGCAGGUUAAUUUUGGUGAACACGAAACCACUAUUGAAGCAAAUCAGGACAUAACAUCAUCAAGUUGGAUACAAGAUUUCUUUGGUUACAUCUUUUUGGCAUUCUCUUGCGUGAUCAUCUAUGCGAUAUUGGGUUUCGGUGUGAUAGUCUUUGCUCCUCAGUAUUACAUGAGCUUUUCAGAUUUCUGCUGGCCGUUACUUGCUCGUAUUCUUUUAUUGGUGGCCUUUGGAUUGUUUCUCAAACAGUAAGCACCAAGACCAAACCAGAAAGAAAGCCGAUAAUUUGAAUGUCUACUUCAUAUUUUAUUAGAAGAAUUUGAGAAUUGAUGUUGAACAGAAACUAAAGCUCUCAUGAAGAAGACACGAUAAGCUCGAGAGAAUAAUAUGGAAAUUAUAAU
This is a messenger RNA of Arabidopsis arenosa, 6953 nucleotides long. The record is from the annotation of a GenBank genome assembly. Lineage: Eukaryota; Viridiplantae; Streptophyta; Magnoliopsida; Brassicales; Brassicaceae.